CGAUGAGAUUGUCAUACAGAGUGUUUUUGAGUUAGUUAUCUGUAUAGUUCUACAUAUUCUUCACAGGGACAACCUCAUCUAAGAGACGUCCCAACAUAUAAAUUCGAAAAGCAUUCCAUUCAUCCUCAAAUGGAUGUAUCACUACUACAAUGGAGAAUCUUCACUUGAAUGUCUUAAUGACCACACCUGUGCGGAAGCGUCAUGCUCUUCUAUUGGCCGACAACAACAACAGUGAGAAUUCAACCCCGAUCGAUUGCUUGACCAACUCUCCACUAUUUACAACUAAAGCCCUAGCCCGAGAUGUGCCAGCUACACCGCAGGCGAGACCAUCUCAGUGUGGACUGUUAGCAGCUCUGUCCCUGGAACGUCAUGAUGCUUUAGACACACCACCUCUCCGCCAAGACGAUGCGGACAGACGAUUAUUCUUUAAUGUCACAACUCCUUCAAGCAUCUUUAUUUGUGGCUCGCAGGGGUCAGGAAAGAGCCAUACGUUGUCUUGUUUGCUGGAGAACUGUUUGGCAGACUCGAAUGCGACAAUACUACCAAGGCCUCUUUCAGCAUUGUUGUUUCAUUAUGACACCUUCAUAUCUGAUGACGGCGGAUCACCUUGUGAGGCAGCAUUCCUAGCGUCGUUGUCUGGAGUUCAAGUGAGGGUUGUAUGUGCUCCAACCAACAUACGCACGAUCCAGAAAACAUAUCAGCAUCUGAAUGUCAAUGUAGAACCACUUCAAAUCGACAGCUAUGAUCUCAACACAAAACGCAUCUUGGAUCUCAUGGCUGUCAAACCAGAGGAAGGAAGUAUUCCUCUUUAUGUUCACACAGUCAGUCGCAUAUUGAGAGAGAUGCGUAUGUCUCAACAAGCGACUGGCGCACGAUUCGACUACCAGACAUUCAAAACAGAGAUUUUGGCGGCAGACCUUUCGCCAGCUCAACUUGCACCCCUUAACCAACGCCUUGCCAUGCUUGAGAGCUUCAUGCCACCCAUGGGAGACAUGAGAAAGGGGGAAAAUAAAAAAAGCCACAGAGGUACAACAUGGAAAAAUCAGCCUGGCUUACUGACAAUAGUCGAUCUCUCCUGCCCUUGUGUUUCGCCAGAGACUGCUUGCUCGUUGUUCAACAUAUGCCUAAGUUUGUUUCUUGAACAGAAAAUAGUCUGCGGUCGUGUUGUUGCUCUCGAUGAAGCCCACAAAUACAUGACCAGUUCUCCAGAAUCAUCGGUACUCACAAACUCCCUCUUAUCGACCGUGAGGCUUCAAAGACAUCUUGGAGCACGGAUAUUUGUGUCUACUCAAGAACCGACGAUAGCACCAGCCUUUUUGGAUCUCUGCACUGUAACCAUCAUACAUCGGUUUUCCUCGCCUGCUUGGCUGCAUGCCCUCGACGCUCACAUUGCACUCAUGCAACAGCACGAAUCUGACUCGAUCGCUCAGCGAGACAACCAUUCCAAUAGUCGGAAAGAAACCGCGAGGGAAAUCUUCAAAAAAAUCAUCCAGCUCAAACCUGGCGAAGCACUUGUGUUUGCGCCUAGCGCGAUGACAGCUAUAGGUAAUGUGGAUGGUUCCUCCGUGGAUGGCUCAACGAAAUUUUACAUGCAGGUCAGGAUCAGAUCGAGACUAUCAGAUGACGGCGGAUGUAGCGUACUUGCUGGUUAAUUACGAGUCGUCAUAUCCUUAGCUCAUACGCCAUGAGUGAUAGGUGGGUGCCUACGAUCGCUUUAUUGCUUUCAUCACGGAUGAAGACGUCAAGACGUAUCACCAUGACCUAUCAAGGGUCUCCGCAAUGUAGUCCACAGAAUCAGAGUGCUCUGUUCAAUUGAGACAGAGUUUUUGCAGUUGUAGCAUCCGUAGGCACCAUCCGUAUCCAAGUUGAAUCUGAUUUUCCCAUUGUACCUAGCCUGUGGAAUGCUGUGAAAUAU
This is a messenger RNA of Bipolaris sorokiniana ND90Pr, 1915 nucleotides long. RefSeq lists its product as uncharacterized. The transcript has 4 exons. The coding region runs from base 150 to 1652 and encodes 500 amino acids. NCBI's taxonomy places the organism in Eukaryota, Fungi, Ascomycota, Dothideomycetes, Pleosporales, Pleosporaceae. The record is from RefSeq and is a predicted model, not a curated record.